Tachysurus vachellii is the source of this 2240-nucleotide messenger RNA. RefSeq lists its product as uncharacterized. The record is from RefSeq and is a predicted model, not a curated record. NCBI's taxonomy places the organism in Eukaryota, Metazoa, Chordata, Actinopteri, Siluriformes, Bagridae. The transcript is spliced from 5 exons. The coding region runs from base 111 to 1760 and encodes 549 amino acids.
ACCAACAAGAGAGAUGUUCUUUGUUGAACAUCGUGAUUUAGCAGACAAUUAUCCUUUGGCUGACUACAUGGUUGGUCCAUUGCGUAUGGUGACUUUAAAAAGACAAGUACAUGCAUAAAAGAAUUACCACAAUGACUACUUCAAUCCGGCUAAAAAUUUUCCUUGGAGAAAACAACUCUCAGAAGGUGAUCCUUCAGGAUGGCAUGCCUGCUUCUGUUGGUGAUUUAACAAAGGAAAUUGCAAAGCAGUGUAAUCUCCAAGGAAAUUUUAGAUUGCAAUUCAUGGACCCUGAUUUUGACAAUGACUUCAUGAAUCUCAUGUCCACAUCCGAAAUCCAAGACAAAAGUACCUUAAAGGUGGUAUUUCUGACAGCAUUAAGUGACUGUAAUGACUUAUCCAUACCACAUGUGAACGCAUCUCAAAUUGGAAGUGCGUGCUCCUCAUCAGCUCAGUCACUCUCAUCCUGUGAUGCACUUAUACUUUGCUCUUCUCUGUCUACUUCAACAAACUCUGAACCUUCUGUGAGUUUUUCUUCUGAGUCAUCCUCUAGCAUGAAGUCCUCCGCAUGGCCUGCUGUUUUCAUGGUACCUCGUUUCACAUAUGAUGCAGAGCUGAAACUGGAACAAGGUAAUGCAGCUUUCAAAACUCAGGGCAUUUUUCGCAGUCCUGACCCAAAACUGAAAAGUUCCAUCUUAGAUGGACUUGCAGAAGAAAUGGUUAAGUACAAAGUGUACCCUACUGAUGCAGAAUACAAUCAGGUAGCUGCUGCACUCAUUCAAAAGCACCCUUGCUUGAAAGACAGAGGUUCUGUUAGUGGAUACAGUGGAUGGAAAGAAAGUUUAAAAUAUAAACUUGCCAACUAUAGAACAAAAUUGAGAAAUCUUGGUUGCACAGAAGUGACCGUCAAUUCAGUGAAGCACAAGCCUGAUGGUAUAUCCAGUCCUGCAUACCGUGUAAAAAAACCGCGCAAGGCUGAGGUGAAUUACUGCCCUCCACAUCCACCAGGUGAAACUGAAGAAACUCUUGAGGAAGUCAGAAAAACACUUCUGAUUGAAGUAAAAAAGAACAAUAAGAACAAUGUAAGAAUGCUUAUGGACAAGACUUUGUCAAUUAGGAGGCAUGAAGUGAUCAAGGAACCACUUAUUUCAGACUUCAAAAUCAGGUGGCCUGCUCUUUUCAAAACAGAAGAGAUUUGUGCAGAAUUUGAGAGAAUUACAACAAUUCCAUUGGCAUCAACAUUCUUUUCCAAGCUGGAUGGAUACUCUGGAAAGCUGAUGAAGAUCUUUGCCAACAGAGGAGGAGUAAUUGGACAAAAAAUUAAACACCUCUUGGUGCCCACUACACAGACUGAUGACAUCGAAGUGAAGAGAGAGUGCGUAAUCAAAGCUCUUUGUGCCUACCUAAAUGAAGAACCUACCAGACUGUUUCAGGAGUGUUUUGAUACAGACAGUGCCACUGCACAGGAGGCGAUCCAGGAGACUGUGAUGGGGAUUUAUAUCACACGGCUUGAAGGUUCAGAAAUGGAAGAUAGCCUAGGAGAUGUUGGAGUGGUGUUGGAGGGGCAUAAGGUUCUUCAAAACCUUUGCAGUGUCCCAUAUGCAGCAGCCAUGUUAAUGGGACUAAUAUAUGGACUAAAUCUAAGCUACCCUCCUGAAUUGAGGUACACUUUUGAAGCACUUCAAAAGUUGAUCUUGGGGCUUGAUGGCAAUAAGUUGUCAAACAAAGUGCAAACACUAAAGAGCAAGCUCUUCUGUGUUUAAGGACUGUUCCUUGGAUGCAAAAAUGUUAAUGUUGUGUUUUUAUAUAUAUAUAUAUAUAUAUAAUGUCAGUCACUUGUUUAUGUACAUGUUCAAAAUUGUUACACUUUCAAGCUGCCUAUUUGGUGCUUAGUUCAUCUGUUAAUUUCCAUAAAAGAUUUCUAGCAGUGAUAUGGCAUUUAAUAAUUGUUAGACAUUGUUACACACACUACCAUCUGGACAUUUUGGUUGCAUGUUGGAUUUCUUUUUUUACUUCUUGUGAAAGUAUUUUAUUUAAUUGUAGUUAUCUUGUUAGCAGAGUUUUAAUUUUCACCUUCUGACUUUGUUUUUGAAUCAAAAGACUGCAAAGUUAUUUUAGAUAAUCUUAUAUUUUGCAUAAGAAUUUUGCACAUGCUUAAAGACUCUUUAAUAUAUUGACUGAGCAGGCUGUUUAAAACACUGUUUAUUGCAAGUUUGGCAAAUACAGUUUUAUAAAUUGUUACA